CGCAUGCACGUGUGACGUGCGCUGUCACCUUGGACCAGCUGUAAAUUGAUUUGUCAUGUCGUACGUCGAUGCAAAAUAAAGAAAUCAGAGCAAUACGCAGUUAAACUUGCACCGUAAAGCAAUUCUAGGCCCGUUUCUUGAAAAUGGUGUACAUUUCAAGAAACGGCGCAGUGCAGGAAGCCCAACCAUGGGGAGUAGAUCGCAUAAAAGGCCUCAUAAUGGGAUUCUUUAACUUCCUGGUGAUGUUCUUCCGCACGAUGCUGGAUUUCCAGGGCGGCGGAUCAGCUGGCCGUGAUACACGACGCGGACCUGGUGGCGGUAGUGGUGGCGGCGGUGGUCCACCGGGUGGAGGACCUCGCCGACGACCGAUCGGCCGUCCGAUGACACUGUCCGACUGCACCGUACCGGGUGGUGGAUGAGCACGGUAAAGUGUCAAAACGCUGACUAUCGGUUAGCAUUUUGGCACCGUUUCCUACUCGUCGUUAGUGCGUGAACCUGUCCGGCUCGUAGGGACACUCCUACGUAUGACGGACGCAUCCUAAACCUUCGCUACCAAACAGGCGGAUGCGCCCCGAAGAAUGGGUUGUGCAGGUUCCCGAAGCUUGUACCGCGUGUGGUGGUGCGGUACACGGUUAUUUUUAUGUUAAACUGGCCGAACAUCGCCAAGGACAUUCGUAUAGCUACUAUCAACAUUCUAAACGCAACCGUUUAAACAUCCGUAUUGAAUAACGAACUAACGCAAUCUUUGCAAAUGAACCUCGUGUAAAAUUCUAUGUUGAAAUUAUAAUUUGGUUAAUUUCCUUGUGGCAAAAAAAACAUUCAAACGUUAUUAAAUCAAUCUUUGUGUAACAUAAUGUA
Anopheles funestus (African malaria mosquito) is the source of this 858-nucleotide messenger RNA. Its product is annotated as glycine-rich selenoprotein-like. NCBI's taxonomy places the organism in Eukaryota, Metazoa, Arthropoda, Insecta, Diptera, Culicidae. Bases 144 to 419 code for a protein of 91 amino acids. The transcript has 3 exons. Gene Ontology annotation, biological process: calcium ion transport; endoplasmic reticulum calcium ion homeostasis. The record is from RefSeq and is a predicted model, not a curated record. Gene Ontology annotation, cellular component: endoplasmic reticulum membrane; Golgi apparatus.